Molecule: messenger RNA, 810 nt
Organism: Salpingoeca rosetta
Lineage: Eukaryota; Choanoflagellata; Craspedida; Salpingoecidae
Exons: 1
Coding region: 331-780 (149 amino acids)
Source: RefSeq, a predicted model, not a curated record
GCGCGUGCUUGUGCGCGUGCUUGUAUGUGAUAGAAGCCUUUUAUGUAGACGCCUUUUUUUCUUUUCUUUUCUUUCCUUUUCGUUUCUUCGUUCCGAUGUUGUCCUCUCGCUGUCAGACACGUAUCAUCGCUGGUUGUUUGCUUCUUUGCGGGGGGGGGGGCAACUGUUUUGUUUGUCUCCAUUGUAAUGUGGCGCGUUUAGGUCUUGAUGGUGGUUGCCUGGCGUUACACCUUUUUGCCCAAUGACUGCAUCUUCCACCUUGAUGGGGACUGUUUCGUUCGCUGUGUGCGCGUGUGCGUGUAGUAUUAUGUGCUGUGUGUGUGUACGUAUAUGUCGUUUUGGGUGUAUGUGUGUGUGUUGGUUUGUGUGAUCUUGAUCGUUGGGCUCCAACACGUUGUUGUGUGCUCCUUCCUCCCUCCCUCCCGCCCUCCAAUCCCCUCCCCCCAACGUACACAUACACACUAUUCCCCACAUCGUCUCCAUCUCACACCACCUCACCCACAGCACUCACUCAUUCUCUCUCCGGCCACAUGUUGUCUUUCCUUAUUGUGUGUGCGUGUGUGUGUGUGUUUUUUUUUCUUCUGUAUUUCGUAUUGUGAUUGGCUUGUUGCACAAGUGCGCCCAUCCCUGUUCCUUUCCACUCAAUGCCGUAGUUGUUGCCUGUGCUUUGCUUUUUGUGUUGAGAUGAGAGCAUGUCUUGCUUUGUCAUGUCAUCUCAUCGCCCUCGGUGUUUCUUACUUGGCCCCCUCUUUUUUUUUUCUCCCCUUGUUGUUGAUGUGAACGAAUGAACGAAUGAACGAAUGACACCGC